Messenger RNA from Anastrepha ludens (Mexican fruit fly), 17352 nucleotides. RefSeq names its product A disintegrin and metalloproteinase with thrombospondin motifs 9 (gene AdamTS-A). The transcript is spliced from 21 exons. The record is from RefSeq and is a predicted model, not a curated record. Gene Ontology annotation, biological process: proteolysis; extracellular matrix organization. The coding region runs from base 2324 to 6949 and encodes 1541 amino acids. Lineage: Eukaryota; Metazoa; Arthropoda; Insecta; Diptera; Tephritidae. Gene Ontology annotation, molecular function: metalloendopeptidase activity; zinc ion binding. Gene Ontology annotation, cellular component: extracellular matrix.
ACGGAUGGCCAAGAAUGGUAAUCAAUCAUCAUCUUGGAGAAAUCACUCAUGGGUUACUCACCAUGACAAUGGUGAAACUCUUUAUUCACCUAACUUAACCUCGUGUGACUUUUUACUGAGCCUACGACUUUAGUUAUCACUUCGUGGAAAGUGUUUUGAGACGAUUAAGGCGAAAAACAGAAUUUUCAGAAUGAGUUCAAGCCGAUUUCAAUAUUAGCCUGAGAAAAGGGUUUUGAGGAUGGUAAGAAGCAAAAUCGGGAAUAAAAAUAAAAACGAAGGAAUAAUUUAAUCACUUCCUUUUUAAUGGCAUGUAUACAGAAUCGAAAACACGCCGUAUACUUUCGACAACUUUUCUAGAGAAGUAAUAUAAUGAUGGUUAAAGAAUCAAUGGCCAAUGGAUUUAAUUUAAAAAAUCAUUCUAAUUCGAUUAUCCUCUAAAUGGAAAAAAUAUCGUUGAUUUCAAAGAAGAUCAUUACACCUGUCAAAUGUCAUUGAUCACACUCUCCUUUGUCUGUCGGCUUGUAUGCAUAAACUGCUCUUGAACUCUGUUUCUUCUUCUCUCCCCCUCUCUCUCUCUCUCUUUCUCUCUCUGUGUCUUUCUCUCCCUUUCUAAAUAUGUUCUACACCGUAUUGCAUACAAAUUAAUCACAGUUUGUGUGCACAUUGUUGACUCCUUUGUGUGCGGAUGAUGAAGAUGCUGCUGCUGCUGUUGGUGUUGCUUUUGUUAUACGCUCGUGGGCAUAGCCUUUAUUGUAAACGUACUCAUCCCACAUUUUACCUUUUGUGCUGUUACUCUUAGUUUUGUUGUGAUUGUUCCAACUUUUUUCCCAUCAUCGCUUCACAUGGAUAUACUCACACAUGUACACAUACAAACAAACACAUAGCGCAAAGGCAUCGAGUCGUCGCCAAAGGCGCUCCGCACUCGCCCAGCAGCUGAAUUGUGAUGUGGAAUAUGAAGAGUUUGGCCCAGGCUAUUGCACUGUGGGUUACUUGUGCUUGCAUUUACUUGAAAUGGUUCGUUCUUUUGCUCAUUCCACGUUUGCUGUUCUGCCAGUCGACUGCCAGCCUGUUUGGGGAUUCACGUUGUCAACUGUUGAGUUGUUCAGUUUCGUGUGUUCGGUUGCGCGGAAGAAUUCCCAUUACUUACUGUUAUUGUUACUGUUGCCAUUGUUGCAGUGCUCCUUAUUUUUGUUGCUCAUCAGCAAGUUGCCUUGCUUUUGCCUUGUGCGGAAUUCAGUGUCAAUGGCAACAACAGUAAGAACGAUAAUUACAAAAAAACAAAACACCAGCAACAAAGAAUAUUUACUACUAUCAGGCCAACAUUCAACAACAGCGGUUGAGUUCAGCUAUAAGCCAUUGCUGCUAUGACUGUCACUGUCAGCUAUCGUCAGUCGCCAGUCGCCAGUUGGCAGUUGCUAGUCGGCAGUUCGCGUUCGCCAAUCCACCAGCUCAGCUGGGCCAGUCAGCAAUCACCACCACCAAUAAUCAGUUGCGUCGUCGUCUACCAUUUCAGCUGGUCGAAUGCUUAGUUGCCAACGGUUGUGGCUGUCAGUUUCAGUCGUUGUGGAAUCUUAGCGCUGCGCAGGCGUGCCACUACUGCUGCUUUGUCUGCGUCUGUGUCUUCUUUCGUUUCUGCCUCUCCUUUAGUGAACUUCGAGCUGUGAGCUCUGAGCUGCGCCUGCGUGUCGUCUUCGGUUGUUGUGAGCCGUUGUUGAAUUGAUUGUCGUCGAUUGUUGGUUGUCGCCGGUUAAACGGGUGGUGAUUGUGCAUGUAGUGAAUUAGAGUGUAUUUAGUUUUGUCGUUUGGUUUUUUGUGCCAUAACAGCAACGACAACAAUUGCCGUUAAUAAUUCUUAACGCUUUCUCUUGCCCACACUAAGGAGUGCUUAGUGCAUAUUGUGAAUGUGUGCGUUUAUCAAGUGCUGUGCUUGAAUGGUGGAAGUGUUUCAUAAAUGACCUCGUCGCGCCUUAAGGGCCGGAUGGGCUAGAAGCAGAGGUUUCCUUCUAAUUCAAAAAGCAGUGAAGUGCAGUCGCCCAACAACAACAACAUCAGCAUCAGCAGCAAGUGUAGUUUUAAUAAAGACAUUAAAGUGAGCACCACAUAGGUACAAACACAAACUAUAAACCUUUAAAGCAAGUAAAAGUUCCGUGCCCGCAAAAUUUAUUGACUCAUCUGCCUUAGCAACACCCCUGAUUGUAUUCUAAACAUUUUCUAGUUUUCUAAUGUGUGUAUGUUUUUUAUAUGUAAAUAAAAUUUGCCACACAUUGAGCAAGUAAUUAUUUGAUUGACGACUGUUGGCAAUAAAUAAAAUUUUCAAAACGAAAUGAAAUUCUGCGUUUGGGCCGAAUUCACAAAAAUGCUUGUUAUCAAGAAAACUUGCGAGUGGUGGUUUUAUAAAAAUAAAUGCCGCAACAUGUCCACACAUUGGAAGCAGAAUGCAUUUCUCAUAUGCUGCAUACUACUCUUCGGCCUUUUGUUGGGUUUGAUUAUUUGGUGCCAGCCAGGCAGCAGCAGCAGCAGUAGCAGUAGUAAAGGUGUUGAUCAUACCACCCGUGUACCCAUCAGCAUUAUUAAUCGAUCGGAUACAUGGACGAGUAGUACAGGCUAUCCGCCUACAGUCGAUUCGCCGAACAUCAAAACGAUAUUCAUAAAUCAUUCAUUUGUUGGCGACGAGCAAUGGACCGAGGAAGAGGAUAUUAAAGAUGAUAUUGGUGACAUCAAUAAUAGCAUUCCCGACGAUUUCAUCAGUGACUUUGUUACGCCGAGAAAGGUGCAUAAUUCCACAUUAAGCGAAGAUGAUAUGCUCUAUGAGUCGAAUCGUAAUAAAAUUAGUGAAACGAAAGAUUUAUAUUCCGCCUUCGAUGAAACGGGUACUUUUCGUAGUAAAUCUAGUCAAAUAUGGGAUCCACAUCCCCAAUAUAUAAUGACUGCUUUUGGACAUGAAUUGCAUUUGGUUUUACAUCAGGAUUCAUCAUUCAUACCAAAGCAAACAUUUAGUGUAAUUCGUAUACUUAACAACAGAACCGAGGAGGAAGAAGAAGAGGAUGAGGUAAAUGGCCAUUCUCUGGGUUGCUACUACAAGGGCGAAGUGCAAGGCGACAAACAAUCGACAGUGUCCGUAUCACUCUGCAAUGGCAUGACUGGUUACAUUAAAACAAGUUUCGGCUCACUGCUCAUACAACCGGUCAAUCAGACUGGUGAUGGCGAUUCGGAGGUGUUGCACAAAGUGUGGCGUCAUUCGCGUCGCAACGCCAGACACGCAGUCGCCGAUUCGUUUACUAUGGAUUUGGAGGAGCUUGAAGAGAGUUUAUUCACAAAAUUGCAUCGCAAAAAACGCAACUACGUCGAUCGUCAUGUAUUCACAAUGGAGGUGCUGGUGGCUGUUGAUAAAACGAUGAGUGAAUUUCAUGGUGCCGAUUUGAAAUCGUACAUACUUACAUUGAUAUCGAUUGUAUCGAAUAUAUUUGCGGAUGCCAGUAUUGGCAAUUCGAUUUAUAUAUCGGUGGCGAAUAUACUGAUUUUACGUGAUGAUCGCAAAAAAGCCACAUCGGCGUCAGCGAUGUUGAAGGAGUUUUGUACGAUUUUUUCGAAGCAGGGAUAUCAUUAUGACACAGCAAUGCUCAUUACGCGCGAUCAAAUUUGUCGCAAUGAAGGCGAGCGCUGCGACACCUUGGGUCUGGCUGAACUGGGCACAGUCUGCAAACGUCGAUCGUGUUCCAUAGUACAGGAUAAUGGAUUGCCAGCCGCAUUUACCAUUGCACACGAAUUAGGACAUGUCUUAAAUAUGCCACACGAUGAUGAUGAUCUUUGUAAGCCAUUCAACAGACCGGGCACGAAAAAUAAAAUGCAUAUAAUGUCGAGUAUUAUGGGCAGCGAUAUACAUCCGUGGUCGUGGUCGGACUGCUCGCGUAAUUAUGUCUCAGAAUUUUUAGAAAAAGAAGACAAAUCUUGCCUCGAAGACACGCCCACAUUCUACAUUAAGAACUUCAACACCAAAUUGCCCGGUGAAAUUUACUCACUCAACCAUCAAUGCCAACUGAUACAUGGCAAUCAAUCGCGCUACUGUCGCAUCGACGGCGAAUGCAAGCGUCUAUGGUGUAAGAUGGAUAGCAGCAGUAGCGAUUGCCGGAGCAGUAAUCUGCCCUGGGCCGAUGGUACACCUUGCAACAACGAACGCCACUGGUGCCAGAAAGGCGAAUGUAUGCCACGUGAAGGUAAAUCCUUGCAGGUGGUGCAUGGCGGUUGGGGUCCAUGGAGCGCUUUCACGCCCUGUAGUCUUACUUGUGGCGGUGGCGUACAGGAAUCACAGCGUGAAUGCAAUAAUCCACUGCCGAAGAACGGUGGCAAAUAUUGUGCUGGCAGUCGUAAGAAAUAUCGUUCCUGCAACACACACUCGUGCCCGCCAAGCACAAUGGAUUCACGCGAGCAGCAGUGCUAUGAAAUGAAUGGUAGGAAUUUCUCCAGUAAAGGUAUUGCUCGAUCGGCGAAAUGGAUACCGAAGUAUGGAUUGUCCUCGGCAGACAAAUGCAAACUGUUUUGCCGCUUAGAAGAUAAUAGCGCGUACUUUCAACUCUCGGACAAGGUGAAAGACGGCACCACAUGUUCCUUGGACAGCUUUGACAAGUGUGUCAAUGGCAUUUGCCGGCCGGCAGGUUGUGACAAUGAAUUGAACUCACUGGCAAAAUUAGAUAGAUGUGGCGUUUGUGAGGGCCGCAACGAUACCUGCCAGGAGCACACUGGAAACUUUUAUGUGUCCGAUUUGUUCAAAUCCAAGUCCGAGUCAUACUAUUAUUAUGUGACAACCAUACCAAAAGGCGCCUCUAAUAUUGUUAUCACCCAGCCUGGUUAUCAUGAUGAGAAUUACAUUGUGCUGCGCGACGACGAACGCAACUCAUUACUCAACGGCAAUACACUCAUUAGUAGCUUCCGCAAUAUAAAAUUCUAUGCAGGCGUAACCUUCGAAUAUAAUGGCGCCAAGAACAUAGUCGAGCGUGUAAAUACUACAUUCUCACGCAGACUGAAACGUGAUCUGAUUGUAGAGAUUAUUUCCAUGAGCACCAAUGCGCCGAAGGACAACGACUCGCUUCUACUCACCUACACCUACACAAUGGAUAAACCCAUCUAUCAGAUGCCUGAUAUCGAAGUAGAGAUCUAUAAUUGGGAAAUGCAACCGUGGAGCAAUUGCGAUGCGCUGUGCCACGGCAGCUCACAUCGUUUGCCGGUUUGUGUGAGCACCACCAAAGCAUUAAAAGUGGCGCCACAAUUUUGCGACGAAAUAGCUAAACCGCCUACCGAAUAUCGGCAAUGCAACACCGAUUGUGUGCUCUCCUUGAAUGUGGCGAACAUUUCUGAGUGCUCGGCCUCGUGUGGCAUGUUGGGCACACGCGAAAAAACCUACUACUGCAUACAAACUUUUCCACAUAUCAGCCGCUCAAAUAUUGUGGACUUGUCCUAUUGUCUAUCAAAGUUCGAGUUUAGUCCGCAUGAGCCAUGUCGUGAGGGCUGUUGGGAUUACACCGAAUGGUCGCCGUGUUCGAAAUCUUGUGGAACUGGCACACAAACACGUGGUGUAGCUUGCAUGCUGAAUGGCACCCGUGUGAGUGAUAACUUCUGCGAUCAGCGUAAGCGCGACUCCUUCCGCGAUACAAUAAGAGCAUGUAAACCCGAACCAUGUUACUCGUACGAAGAUAAUUUGGCCACACCGCGCUCAUUUGCCAACUACUGGGUCGCUGACGAAUGGGGUGAAUGCAAUGAUAACUGUGAGAAGAAUCGUACAGUAACGUGUCGCAAUCCACUCGGCUAUGGUUGUCCCAUAGAACGACGUCCGCUAUCGAAGCGAAAAUGUUGCAACAUCAAAUAUGUAUCCAAUUGGUCGAAUUGUUCUGUGGAGUGCGGUAAUGGCGUGCGUCGCAAGGAGAUCCACUGCGCGCGCGUCUACAAGCCGGAGAUCAAAGGUACGCCGCGUCGGCGUGUCAUCAUAGAUCCAUACCACUGCCGCCAUCUGCGCAUGCCCACACCAAAACGCAUGCAAAAACCCUGUAAGGUCAGCUGCAAGUGGUCCACCUCCGAUUGGACACAAUGUCCGGCUGACUGUCAUGAGGAGUAUCAAUCACGUUCGGUGUAUUGUGAAUCUGUUUUGGGCAAUCCGAUUGCGUAUCGCUACUGUGAUGCGACGAGGAAGCCACCAUCGAAAAAGAUUUGCAACAAUUGUGUGCGAAAGGAGUCGAAGAUAAUUACUUCGUGCAACUGCGAUGGUUUCAGACGUCGUCGUAUCAUUUGUCACGAUUCAACGGAUCGUCGUAUUGUGUGUCCCACAAAGGAACGUCUAAUCAAAGAAAAAUGCCCACCACCACGUGAAUGUAUGCCGCAGUCAUGCGAAGACUUGCGGCGUCUACAUCGUUACUAUCAGGAUCGUGAGUACACGAUUUAUGUGCGUUCGCGCUCGCGUAAAGUCUACUGUCAUAAUAUGAGCGGCUCGCCGAAAGAGUAUAUAACUGUUAAUCAGGUUGAGAACUAUUCCAUCUAUUAUGACUACAAAACAACAGACCCAGACAGAUGUCCGCCGGAGUCGAGACUGCGUGAAUUCCGUGAUAACAGCACAAGUUCGGGUCGUACGCAUUUCCGUAAGAUACGUAUCAGUCUGCCGGACUUGCGUGUCAUCGAGAAUGACUUUACAUUCGCAGAAACAAUGGGCACGCCUCAACUGUAUGGAUCGGCGGGUGAUUGCUAUAAUCGCAAUAAGGAAUGCCCACAAGGUGAUUUCUCCAUCAAUUUGGAAAAUACCGGUUUUCGCAUAAGAGCUGGUGCGCGUUGGGAUACUUUUGGCAAUAGUGUGAUAAUGAAGGUCUCUAAGCCGUUCGACACCUCUACUGCCUCGCGUCGCGCCUUCUGUGGUGGCUAUUGUGGACGUUGCCAAGUCUCGCAUACCGGUUUGUACCUGGAUGUUUGAUCGCACACCGGCUAACGCAACCUAAGUGUGGAUACAAAUUUUUGUUGGGCUCACAAAACCGUUCGGUAAGUGGUCUUGACACAACCAGGAUAGGCUUGGCGGGCUGGCAGAUGGGGGCGGUAAAAGCAAUGGGCGUGGCGUGAAUUUUAUGUGCCAUACAGUGACCUGACGACGGCAUUGUCCACCCAUAAGACAACAACAACUAAGAAGCAAGAGCGAGAUGGCAAUAAACCAGCAUAACAAAAAUCACAAAAUAAAAAAAAUUUAAAAUUUAUAAAUUUCAAAAUUUUAUAAUCACAAAAUAGUUAUGUAUAUUAAAAUGAUUGACGCAAGUAAAUUACUUAAUUAACGAAACUAACAACAACAGCAACAAUAAACGAAUAGACGAACGUGGUGAAUUUGGAAGCGAAAAAGCCUAACGCCUAAAAGUGCGCUCGCGCGCAUAAAAUGGCGAAUUGUAAGGCAUUGUUGGAGCAACCAAUACAACAAACUGCCAGCAACAAUCAGAAAACAACAAUAGCAAUAAAUACAGUAAAAUAGUACUAACAAAAAACACUGCUGCAGGUACGUAUGACCAAUGUGUUCGCAAACUCUACACAAGCCCGUUGAAACUCAAAGUGAAAGAGUACAGAAUUUCGCUAAAAAUUAUUCACCGUUAGCUAAGCAUACAGUUGAAUUUUCUCAACUUUUUCUUUAGUAUAUGAUUGUAUGUAUGUACGUGUGUAUAAUUUUAAGUUGUGUACUGUAUUUUCGUACAAAAUUAAAAUUGAGCAAAUGUAUAAGCCGUUGGAAAAAAGUAUUAAUUCAAAGAAAAAUAGCAACAAAUUUUAUAGAAACACGCACAAGCGAUAUAUGUAUGUAAACGUGUAGGUAUAUUAAUAUAACAUAAACUUUAUUAUUUUCAUAGAAAAAAAAAUGUACGAGUAUGAGUUGGAAAAUUUGUAAAAGAAACAAGAAUUUACUGUUGUACGAAAAUAACCUUUAUAAAAAAUUUAGCAUAGUUAAACUAUCAACCGAAUGUAUGUCUACAUACUUAUGAAUAGGUGCAUAUAUUGUCUAUUUAAUAUAUGUCUGAUAGGUUUUUAAACAAUGAUGAGUGAACGACGAUAGAGUAUUUACUUAGAAUAUGGAAUAGAAAAAGUUUCAAAGCCCUAUGUGUGAGUGCAACACAAUUUUUAACAAUUCCAUGAGGAAUUCAUUAGCACUGUCUAUAAAAUUAGAAUGAUUUGUUAAAAAAGUGAAUUAGAAACCAUUUGGCCUAUAAACGAAGGGAAUUUACACGCUUGUGUUAAAAAAUACAUUGCAAUAGUUCAGACGAAUAUUCUACAUAAAUUAAAAGCUUUUUCGAAGCAAAAACAAAGUCCAAAAUCGAUUGCAACUCCUCGGCCUCAUAAGGAUCUUUAUACCUAAUUUGUUAUAAAUUUAUUUAAAGAACUCUUAAUUUGGUUUAACAAAACACAAAAAAUUGCUACAGUAAAAAAAAACUAUAUAAAGAUGUAUGCUAUAAAAAAUCUGUAAAAUUUAAAAUUUCUGAAAUUUCGAAAACUGUUUCAAUACAGCUUUAAAUAUUCCUACAAAAUUAAAAAAAAAAAAACAAUAUUUUGAAUGAUUUUAAAGUUUUUGUUGAAAGUUUCCUAUACGAAAUUUCUAAACUGGUUAGUUUCAACUUUAAAUUUUAAAGAAAAUUAAAAAAAAACAUUAUUUUGAAGGAUUUAAGAAAUUUUGAAUAAUAUUUGAUUUUAAUCUUAAAUUUUAAAGAAUAAUAAAAUAAAAUAUAUUUUGAAUGACUGAAAUGUAGUUGUUGAAAGUUUCCUAUAAGAAAUUUCUAAAACCGGUUAAUUUCAAAUUUAAAUAUUAAAAAAAUUAAAAAAAGACCAAUAUUGUGAAUGAUUUGAAAAAUCCGAAGAAAUUUAUGUCUUAAUAAAAGCUUUAAAGCUUUCAGUUCGUAACUCAUCCAUGAAGUUUUACAAUUUUAUCAAUAAACCGGAAAGAGCUCCGCUCACACAGUUUCGUAUCUGGCAGUGUAGACAUUGUUGCAUGAAACUUGCGCUGAAAUCAGACUCUAAAAGAUCUUAAAGACUUUUGCAUAAAGCCAGUGACCAUUGAAAGCUUUCAUUACACUCAAGCAAAAGAUUUGUGCUUGGACACAAACUUCAGUGUAAAGUGCAUUUUUUUUAAUUUUCUUCAAAAUUUUUAGAUUUAAUAGGAAUGAGGACACUGUCCAUCGGUUCAAAGAAGAUAAAAACUUUUGCCAGAGGAUCAAAAACAAUUAAAAACGCAAAUUAUUUUUGUAGUUUAAGACCAACGCGCUCACACAUAGGAGCAUAUAAAUAUUUAAGCAAAAUAAAAUCGCUUGGGAAUGGCAGUUAUUUAGUGAAAAAAAAUUGCGAAAAUUAUUUUAAAUAAAAAAAUAAAAACAAAAAAAUAAUUUAAAUUGAAAAAAGUUAUAUUCGGAAAAUGGAAAAAAAUACUAAAUUAAUUAUACAAGUAUAAAAUUGAGCACGAUUAAAAAUUUAUUUCAAAUUUUUAAAUAAAAAAAAACACAAAAAAAGAAUAAAAAUACUAAAUAUCCCAUACUGAAAAUAUGUAUGUACAUAUAUACAUAUAUAUAUAUUGCUAGAAGAGUUUGUAUUUUAACACGAUAUGCCAUAUAUUUCAUAAAUUAUUUGACGCUAGUUGCUUCUCGGGGUGGAACAGAGCGCUAAACUGGUUGGGAUGUGCAAUGAAAAUAAGUAAAAAAUUAAAAAGUAAAAAUUUGGUAAGCAAUUACUAAAACUAAUAUGAUUUUUAAGCCAUAAAGAAACGCCUUUAAUGCAACGCGAUGGACAAACUUCAAUUAAAAGCAAAGAAAGGCUAACAAAAUGAAAGUAAUAUUUGUAUACCAAAAAAGAUGACAUACAAAUAUUUCACAAAAUUUAAAGCUGUUUGACUAAUAUUGGGGAAACAAUUAAACACAAAAACUUAUUUAAAACAAUGUUUAUUGGUACAAGUUUUUUUUUUUUUUUUUGUUUGAAAUAUAUUAGAAAAUUCAUUAAAAAGACUUGGUUUUCCUAAUUUUGAAUACAAACUUUGAAAAGCUUCCAACAACAAAAAAAAAACCCCAAAUUGGUCAAAAUUUUGGAUUGGGUUAUUUCUUCUGUUUUAAAUUAAAAUUUUCAGUAAAAAAGAUUAAGAACAAAAAGAAAAAACAGAAAUAAAGUAAAACUUCUGAGGCCGCUUUUAUUGUUAAAUAAUUCCUUAAUAUAAAAUUUUAUUUUAAGAAUUUCGCUUAAACAUUUUUUAGAAUUUUUGAACUUUUAAAAAAAAAAAUUAUUCAAAACUUCUUCUCUUUUCUUGGAAUAUUUCUUCUAUUUUCAUUAAAAAUUUUCAAUACCGUCUUUUUAUUUGACUAAUGUUUGAUUGCUUGAGAGGUUUCUGAAGUUGCAAUAUGCCGCAAAAGCUUAACAAAUUUUAGUAUUUUUGAAAUUUCAAAACAAAAAUAUAUUCAAAAUUCUCUAUCGUUGUUUUUCUUUUUUUGCUACUUAUUUCUUUUAUUUUAAAAGUAAAAUUUUCAAGGCCAUUUUCUUAUUGUUAAAAAAAUGUAGUAUUUUCGAACUUCCAAAAACAAAUUCUAAAGUUCUUCCCUUUUCUUGGAUGAUCUAAUCUUUUUUCAAUUAAAAUUUGCAAGGCCAUUUUCUUAUUGGUAAAUAAUGGCUUCAAUUUUAUAUUUUCGAAUUUCGCUAAUUUUAGUAUUUUUGAACUGAACUGAACUGAAAAAAAUUCAAAAUUUCUUCUACUAAAAGUAUUUUUUUAUACAAUUUUUCAAUUAAGAUUUCCAAGGUUUGACUAAUGAUGAGAAAAAAUUUAAAAACCCGUGCGUUUGGUCUUAAUUAUAACUUAAUAUUUGUUUGUACUUUGAAAAUUCCAAGGAAAAAAACUCAAAAUUUCUUAUUUUCCGUUUUUGAUUAUUUCUGCUAUUUUGAAUUAAAGUUUUCAAGGCCCUUUUUUUGUAGUUAAAUAAUAGCUUAAAAAAAUUUACUAUUUUCGAAUUUCACAACAAAAAUUUCGACUAAAUUUCUUUGAUUGUCAUAUACGAUUUGCUAAAUAUUGCUUAAAUGUUGCUGAAACCUUUUACCUUUUAUGAAUUUUGAAAAAAAAAAAUUCAAUUUCCCUAACCGCACUUCGAAUUCCACCCCAGUAGCUGCAUGCAAUCAUACAAGUCAUUUGACUCGAAUAUUAAUUUAAAUUAAUUUUAAAUCGUAACUUUCGCAAUAUAAAUUAUUUUUAUUGCAAUUAUAUAGAAAUACGUAGAAAAGGUGCUUAUAAUUAUAUGCCUACAUAUGGUAAAUAGGAAGUGAGUAAGAAAAAAAUGUAUGGGAAUGUUUUUAAUGUCUCAAAAGAUUGUAUUAACAUAAAUGUUUUAAGACUUCUUCGCAAACUUUCGAAAAUCCAAAAACAAAAAAAAUAAAUAAAAAACUAAAAAAAAGUUUUUUAAACCAUUAAAAGAAAUAUACAAUAUAUAUUUAUACAAACGCUAUUUUCUGUGAAAGUAGACGUGCGUGCGCAACGAUAAGAGCCAGUAUAUGCAAAUUAAGAAUAUUUAUCUGUAUGUAUGUAUUAGCACAUGUAACAUACUGCCAUUCAAUGUACACUACGCAUAAGUACGCAUGUAUGUGUGCGUGUGUGCAUUUGUGUAUAAUUACUUUAAAAAUAUCUGCGUAAUUUGCAUAGCGGCUUUUUUGGCAUUUCUAAAAAUUUUAAAUGUAAACAUUUUUUUCGUAAUAAGUGCCCAUUCAUACCAAAAUUUCAUUACAUACAAAAAUUAAUUUACUCGUAUUUUAAUUAGUUGUAUAAGCAAAAAUACUCAUAAAUUUUAAAAGAAACCCGAAAUAUGGGCGGAGAACACAAUUUCAAAGGGCAAGACAGCGCUGAGAAAAAUUUAUAAACAGAAAAUAAAAAAAUUUAAAUAUAAUUCAAAUCGAUUGGCCAUAACAUAAUUUGAAAAAAAAAAAUGUUUGUAUACUAAUUUCUUUAUAUUAAAAAUUUUUAGUUUGAAAUGUGAAUUUAUAUAUCGAAAAAUUUCCACGACAUUGCCACCGCGAAUCGCAUUGGUCGCAGGUUCGAUACAGCGACUCGCUUAAUUUGCCAAACGAAAAUCCGGCUAACUUUAGAUCCCCGCAAUGUUUCUCAGCGACGCCUGUGGCGUGCUGCAAAAAAAUAUAAAAAUUAAGCACAAAACUGAGCAAAAAUUAAAAAAAAAAUUAAAAACAUUGUUAAGAAAAUACCAAAAAGCAUAUCAGUAAAAUCGGUGCACUCUCUAAGUUGUUCGCACCCACAAUACGUCAAAUUUUGUUCCCUCAAAUAUAUUUCCAAUUAUAAUUAUUAAUAAAUAUCAUUUUGUCCAACACAAAACUAAUAGUACACUGGCAUUUUAUCAGUUACACCUGCGCUCACUGCCAACAACCAGCAUUCAUUUAUUCAACUCACCAAAUCGCUCUUUGCGCCAAGCGAGUCUCUACAACUUGCUACCCAACUUACAAACUAAUUAAUUAAAUAAGGCAGUGUUGUCGAUAAAAUGCCAGUGUACUGUAUUUGCUUGGCAUUGAAUAGGUUCACUUCAAUUAUGUGUAUAUGUAUUUGUGUAAAUAUUUGUAAGUUUUAAAAGAGUAAGAAAAAUUAAAAUAAAAAAAUAUAUAAAUAAAUAUACACAGAAAUCGUAUGAAAACAAAUUUGUUUAUUGGGUGGAGAACUUUUUAAGGAAGAAACUUAACCAAAUGUACAAUACCAGUGUUGUAUUUUAAAUUUUACGCCCAAUAAUGGAAAAAAUGCCUUAACAAAAUCAUCAGCUCCCGUAGCGCUCAUUUAAAUUUUCAUGUCAAAAUUUUUGUUCAGACCUGGCUGAACGCUAGCUUUUUUGAUAAAAAAUAUGAUACUUCUAGCGGAAUUUUCAUAAUAUAUAAGUAUUGUAUCCGAGUGUAUUUCUGCCAUGAAAAAGCUCCUCAUAAAAAUAUCUACCGUUUGAAGUCGGCUUAAAACUGUAGGUCCCUCCAUUUGUGAAACAACAUCAACACGCGCACACCACAAAUAGGAGGAGGAGCUCGGCCAAACACCCAAAAUGGGUGUGCGCGCCAAUUAUAUAUAUAUAUAUAUAAGUAUUUCGAAAAAACAAGAAAUAUUGAAAAAAGUGUGGGUUGCUCUUUAGGCGGUGGAGUUCUCAUUACAGUGCACCGUAGGUUGCAAGCUUGACUCAUCUCCAACUUAAAUGAGAGCCCCAUCCUUGAUCAAUUGUGUGUUUGUAAAGGGUGGUUAAGUUUCAAGGGCCGGUGUUGAUUUUGAAUAAAAUACAAUUUUUUUAAGAAAUUAUUGUAAUUUCUCUUUAUUAUGAUAAUACUGGUAUGGCUCAAUCACGUAUGGAACAAAAUAUUGGCCAAAUGAUCGCCGCGGCCUCGACGGCACACCUCCAUCUGAUGGUCCAAGUUUUCGAUGACACUGAGCAUAAUUCAGGUUAUAUGCCGUUAAUGUGCCGAAUUAUCUCACCCUGUAACUCUUGAAUUGUUGCCGGCUUAUCAACGUACACCUUUUUUUGCGGAUAACCCCAAAGAAAGAAGUCCAACGGUGUCAAAUCACAUGAUCAUGGCGGCCAAUUGACAUCGCUGCGACGUGAGAUUAUUCGGCCAUCAAAUUUUUCGCGCAAAAGAGCCAUUGUUUCGUUAGCUGUGUGAGAAGUGGCACCGUCCUGUUGAAACCACAUAUCGUCCACAUCCAUAUCUUCCAAUUCGGGUCAUAAAAAGUUCGUUAUCAUCUCACUAUAGCGAACACUAUUCACAGUAACUGCCUGACCGGCCUCAUUUUUGAAAAAAUACGGCCCAAUGAUGCCGCCGGCCCAUAAACCGCACCAAACAGUCACCCUUGUGGGUGCAUUAGUUUUUCGGCAAUCACUCUUGGAUUAUCACUCGCCCAAAUGCGGCAAUUCUGCUUAUUGACGAAUCCACUGAGGUGAAAAUGUGCAUCAUGAUGAUUUUCUUCGAAAAUUGGUCAUUCACUGUUGCCAUUUCCUGCCACCAUUCUGACCAUUGACGACGCUUGAAAUGGUCAAGAGGCUUUAGUUCUUGAGUCAAUUGCACCUUGUAAGCGUGUAAAUGCAAGUCUUUAUGCAUAAUGUUCGCCAACGACGAGCGUGAGAGGUGCAAUUGUUGGGCACGACGACGAGUUGAGGUAGACGGUUUUUCAACCACACUAUCGCGAACAGCAGUAAUAUUUUCUGCAGUACGAGCUGUACGAGCACAUCUCUUACUGACCCGGUUUGCUCAAACUUUUGCACAAUUUUUCCGAUUGUACGCACAUUUGGACGAUUAAAUUGAAUGAAAAAAUCACGAAGUGCGCGAUAUGCAUUUUGAUUUGAACGCCCGUUUUCAUAAUAAGCCUGAAUAGCUUUAACGCGUUACUCGAUUAUGUAUCUUUCCAUGAUUCAAAUUGAGUUAGUCUGUAUCUUUCUAUGGUUCAAAUUGAUUAGUCAGAAAAAAACUUAAAGUUUAGGUGUGGUUCACAUUCAACAUCGGCCCUUGAAAUUUAACCACCCUUUAUAAAGAGAUCAUCUCGCUACGACGCUUUAUUCAUGUUUUUAUUAGUUUUCGAUAUGGAAGUCAUCCGAUGGUCUCACUAUUUCUUCUCAAGCGUUCCAGCCCUUGUAACCCUUUUUUUUUGAAAUUACCGAAAAAUUCUAAAUAUUUCAAAAAUCAAUACAAACUCGUUGUUGCAAAUUCAAAUUCAUUCCCAAAGCUGAAAAAAAAAAUCGAAAACACGUGCAGAGGUAGAUUUACUCAAGACGGCGUAACUUUUAGAAGUGUCAAGCAAUGGCGAUAAAAUUUUGGUAGGAUAUUACUCAUAGAUGUGGCAAGCUAGAUUGGGUUGGGUUGUGCUGGCUAAUUUGUAACAAAAAUCUCACAUUGACCUCUUGGAUCCAUUGUGCUACCAGUGCUAUGUAUUUGGAUUCGAAGAUAUUAUUUUAAAUGUGGCAAGCUAACAAAAACAAAAAAGCAGAAAGCAGAAGAAAGCUGACUUAAGCGUCAUUUGGCGGUUGUUCCGGGAACUUUUCGAUCAAUGUGGUCCUUUUCAAGGAACGAGCUUGAGUCGAGUUAGGAUUCAGUUGGGUCUGGCAUUCGUAUCACAAAAUUCAACGUAGCUGUUUUACGCGCUCUGCCUCAAUGAUAACCUCUGUAGACUGACGUAGUUGUUGUUGUAACAGCAUAGUAAUUCCCCAUGCAGGCAUGCGAAAUACUGCUGGAGUAACAGUAUUUGGUCGGAUAUAAAUUCGGGUCGUUCCGGUUAAGAAGCACCGACUGUCGUGGUUGUCUUACGGCUCUUUUGGCUAAUGCCUGCGGUGCCCUAUGAUAUUAUGCGGCGCUAUGAUAUUAUUUUGCAUCGUACGUAUGAUUAUUUCUUAGGCAGAGGCGUUUUGACGUUGAAUGAUGUUGGUUGAAUGUAUUGCUGUUUGUGCAGAAGCCAGUUGUGUAACUGUUUUGCAGUACAAAGUAGGGUAAAGUUCGCCAGGAUAGAGAUUUGCAAUGCACCAACCGAUGCAUUAUUGUUAAUAAUUUCGAACGUCACUGUGUAGUACACAAAAAACAUCAAGUAAGUAACCCUUUAAUAGUCCAAAAGAAAAUAUAUUUUUUUGCAGAGUUCUGUCCUUACCAUUUCAGAAAAUCUAAAAAUGAAAGGCACACACUCCCAAUAAGGCAGUGUCAAAUUUUUCCUACUCCUCCUACUACUUCACCUGUAUAUUAUGCAUGAUUCAAUAAUAAACGGUUUUGCAAAAUUUGGCAACUUAUUUCGGAUGCUCCUUAAUUCGUUGAUGCAGUUUGGAAGAAAGAGAAAAAGAGGUAGAUAUACGUUUUUCCCUUCUCCUUUCAGAGUAGUAAAAAUUGAAAAAGGUCGAUGUGAACCAAAGUAUAAUUUUAUGAUAUUUUAUGUAUAGUACUUAGGUGGGUUGGCUGUCGCAAUGACACACUUAGACCUUUCGCAGGUCCAUUGUGAUACCACUGGAGCUUUCCUUACCCUACGUGUUCCUUUUCAAACCAUCCGGUAGCUUUAAUAAACGAGCAGAGCUUCGUUAUUUUUAGAUGGGCUAUGUCCGAUUCAUCGGUUAAAAAUGCUGUAUCAAGAGUGCGCAGCCUCCUCAUAGCUAAGCUUUCACAGCUAUUAAGACAGCUUCUACAGAAACCAAAGUACGAGAGAUGGCCAGUUAAUACCCCUAUCAUUUUUCUUAUAGUUCCUCUGUUAACUCUUAACAAGCUUUUUGAUCGACCGCUGUUCCAUUUCGGAUAUGUCUGUCUACUUAGCUCACAUAUUGAGAGGUUUUGCCAACUUGUAUUUACGUUAUUGAUGGGUUCCCUAUCUAUCAGUAGUUUACAAGUGGCUGUAGGCAUGGGUAUCAGCGUUGUACCGAUUCGAGCAAGUUCAUCUUUCUUGCAGUUCCCUGCUAUAUUCCUGUGGCCUGGCAACCAAAUAAGGUAUACUUUGUUGUAUUUUGAUACGUCAUUUAGAAAUUUAAAAUAUUCUAUGACUGUUUUUGACGAGUGUGUUUUAGAUUCUAGCGCUUUUAUUGCUUUCCGAGCUUAUGAAGACUUCAUUUGUGGAUAAUACUCUCGUUUUUAUUUCCGUAAGUCCCUGUUGAUGUUGUUGCAGCUAUAAGUCCGUCUUUUAUGGCAGUGACUUCCGCCUGAAAUACACUGCAAUAACCAGGUAGGCGAAAAUAUUGGCUAACUAUCGGGAUAAACCCCUCCACCUACUCUGUUGUCUAGUUUUGCGCCAUCUGUAGAUGUUUAUAUCAUUUCCCUUAACAAUAAUCCCAUUAUCCCAAUCCUUUUUGGAAGGAAAUACUGUGACGAAGGAUUUUUCUUAGUUGAUAUCCUUGGUAUGUAUGGUUCUUAAUUAUUUAUAUUCUUAACUUAACCAUUUCCAAGGAAUUGCCAUAUCUACAGUUUGUGUCAGAAAAAAGGUACUGCGAUUAUACAUGAAGUAUAAAAGAUAUAUAUUUAAAAUUUUUUUACAUGAAAGUAUAUACAAAACUACGAGUCGCAAUUACUCAAUAAGUCGAGUAUAGCCUGGCGUGCAUAAAAAUACCGCCUCAAAACGCUUCGCACACUUCUCACUCAUUUUUGUUUGGUUGCGUUUACGGGAAAGUUUGGAACGACACUAACCUGAGUUAGCACUGGCAUCGUAGCCAUUGAGUGGGACUAUUAUGCAGCAAAAAGCACAACGAAAUAUAUCUUGAAGUUACAAGAAAAAAACAAACGGUUCUUUUCUUCUGACACAGACUGUAUAUUCACGAUGCACGUGAUUGGCAUCUAUAAGUGCCUAGUUACCAAGUUCUUUAAAUACUAACCAAUUUUUCAUGGUAUUUUUGUUUGUAAAGUUUUGAUUUA